Molecule: messenger RNA, 1034 nt
Organism: Salarias fasciatus (jewelled blenny)
Lineage: Eukaryota; Metazoa; Chordata; Actinopteri; Blenniiformes; Blenniidae
Gene: xbp1
Product: X-box binding protein 1
Exons: 5
Coding region: 107-901 (264 amino acids)
Biological process (GO): regulation of DNA-templated transcription
Cellular component (GO): nucleus
Molecular function (GO): DNA-binding transcription factor activity, RNA polymerase II-specific; RNA polymerase II transcription regulatory region sequence-specific DNA binding
Source: RefSeq, a predicted model, not a curated record
CGUCACAGCUGGUGCUGUGAAGCAGAGCAGAAGCUGUCCGGUACCGGGAGCGAGCCAGGGAGACCUCCGGGGGCUUCUAACUUUCUGAAUCCGGGAUAUUGUUAACAUGGUGGUCGUAGCGGCAGCGGGGGCCGGCGGGGCCCACAAAGUGCUCCUCAUAUCCGGGAAGCAGAGCGGCUCCGGCGGCUCGCAGGCGGCCUUCAGCCGGCCCAUCUCCGUCGUCUUACCGUCCUCCGCCAGCCAGGUGUCGUCCGACUCGGACUCCAACACAACCGCGGGACCCCCGGUCCGGAAAAGACAGAGGCUGACGCAUUUGAGUCCGGAGGAAAAAGCGCUCCGCAGGAAACUGAAGAACAGAGUGGCAGCACAGACAGCCAGAGACAGGAAAAAAGCCAAAAUGGGCGAGCUGGAACAACAAGUCCUAGAAUUGGAACUGGAGAAUCAGAAACUUCACAUCGAGAACAGGCUGCUUCGGGAAAAAACGACCGGCCUCCUGACAGAAAAUGAGGAACUGAGACAGAGACUUGGCUUGGAUGCCAUUGACACAAAAGAGGAGGUUCAGACUAUUUUGUCCAACGGGAACGACGCAGGUUUGGGGAUCGGGUCUUCUGAGUCCGCAGCACUCAGGCUACGUGUGCCUCCGCAGCAGGUGCAGGCCCAGCAGUCCCUAAAUCUGAAGACUUCUCAAUGGAUACAGAUGGUUCUGACACUGCAGACAAUGAGUCUGAUUUGCUACUGGGCAUUCUGGACAUCCUUGACCCAGAGCUGUUCCUCAAGUCUUGUGAGCAGGAGUGCCAGGAGCCGCAGGUGCUGCUGGUCGGAGGGGGGGACCCAGUACCUGCCCCCGCACCUGCAGCUCUGGGGUCCCCAUCAGCCAAGCUGGAGGCCCUUAAUGAACUGAUCCACUUCGACCACAUCUACACCAAGCCCGUGGAGGAGGUGAGCGGCGGGCAGUGCAGCGACUCGGAGAGCGGUACGGACGAGAAGAUGGAGGAGGCGGCCUUCCCGGCCUCUGAGGAGGUGGUGGUGGAGGA